CUUUACCGAGCCGUGGAGCUUGGUGCGGUGGAUUCCGGAAGAAGCACUAUAUAAGUGAAUGAACCAGCAUGCGUUGGUCCGCCGCCGCAGCAGCAGAAGCCAACUACCAACGGAGGAGCCUCUCGGCUAUCAUUAUCGGUGGCCAUCCUCCUCCAUCACCAGCCACCGCAGCUAUAGUUUGACCCAAAACAGUAAUAAAUACUAGUACUAUUAACGUUCUAUUUCUAAGUUCUAACCACUCUUGGUCUAAAGAUUGAUGCUGCUAUGGCCACUGAAAAGCACCACCUCAUGAUUUUGUUUCUUGUUGCCGACAAACACAUUCCCCUCAUACAAGUUUGAAACAAGGAAAAAAAGAAAAGAUUUCCCUGGCAACAAGAAUUCUUCAAAGAAACCACUAGAAGAUGGGGGAGAGUUCAGGGUAUAAAGAAUAUGUGGCAGGUAUGUGGGCAGGCGUUGCAACUGUCAUUGUUGGUCAUCCUUUUGACACUGUCAAGGUCAAGCUCCAAAAGCACAAUACAGCAGCUAACGGGAUAAAGUACAAGAAUGGCCUGCAUUGUACUGCUAGAAUACUGAAGACUGAAGGAGUUCAAGGUCUCUAUCGAGGUGCAACGUCUUCUUUUCUGGGAAUGGCUUUUGAAAGUUCACUUGCUUUUGGCAUUUACUCUCAAACAAAACAGCUCCUGCAGGGCGGAUUUCAUAGUGAUAAGCCGCAGCCUCAGGCGAUUAUUCCUGCUGGAGCUUUUGCUGGAUCUAUUAUUAGUUCUAUACUCUGUCCAACGGAGCUUGUGAAGUGUAGGAUGCAAGUUCAAGGCACAGAUUCCUUGAUCUCAUAUUCCAGUAGAUACAAUAGUCCUCUUGACUGUGCCAUUAAAACAGUAAAAGCUGAGGGGCCUACAGGCAUUUUUCGGGGAGGAUACACAACCUUGCUUAGAGAAUCGUUGGGUAAUGCAUCUUUCUUUACCACUUAUGAAUAUGUUCGCUACUACAUGCACUUGCAACUGAAAGAUGCUUCCCCUCAUCAGACCCACUUGAUUGAUGUGGGAAUCGGGAUAAUGAGUGGUGGUCUUGGUGGUAUAGCAUGCUGGUGUGUUGUCCUUCCUUUUGAUGUUGCAAAAACCAUUAUACAGACUACCCCUGAUAAAAUCUCUACAAGAAAUCCAUUUCAGGUCUUAACCUCGAUUUACAGGAGAUCCGGGCUUAGAGGAUGCUACGCGGGACUGGGUCCUACUGUGGUAAGGGCAUUUCCUGCUAAUGCUGCUGCAAUUGUCACAUGGGAGCUAGCUGUGAAAAUGUUGGGGAUCAUGCGUGACUAGACCUGGGUAUUGGUUUCCUGUACUCAACACUUUGCAGGCAAUCACUGCAGGAGUUGUUCAACUGGGCCUCAUUCCAAUAAUAAUAUUAGAUCCGAAAGCUCUAUGCCAAUCUUCUGAGAUGACCAGCAUUACACUUGUCAUGUACAAACUGCACAGCCGAUAAAUACUUUUGGUAUAAGUUUCUCAAUUGUUUUCCUUCAAGCACUUUAAUUCUCUGUCAUGGAGGGAUGGAAGAAUGUUGUGCUGAUUGGUCUGGAACAGAGAAUUUCUCAAGCUUGUUGGUCUGAGUUUGGUGAGCUUAGGAAUAGACAAUCUAAUGCUGCAUGAUCAUCAUUAUCAUGUCCCUCACAGAAUUCAGUUGUACUAAUGGUUUAUCUUUGACCUUGACCUGAAAUGCUUGAUUGACUUCAUUGAUUUCCUACUGCUAGUUAUUCAAAGAGUAUUAUGAUGUUGUUACAUCAGUAAACUCAGUUGUCAAUUGUGUACAUGCUUUGACACUGGAUCAUACAUGAUCAUUUUUUUUCAUGUUA
Molecule: messenger RNA, 1843 nt
Organism: Coffea eugenioides
Lineage: Eukaryota; Viridiplantae; Streptophyta; Magnoliopsida; Gentianales; Rubiaceae
Product: mitochondrial arginine transporter BAC1
Exons: 8
Coding region: 402-1313 (303 amino acids)
Biological process (GO): mitochondrial L-ornithine transmembrane transport
Molecular function (GO): L-ornithine transmembrane transporter activity
Source: RefSeq, a predicted model, not a curated record